UUGAAAGGAGUUUGUUCUUCUUCUCACCCUUUUUGAGCUGGUCAUCACGGCAAGCAAUGUUGUGAUGGAGAGGGUUUGUGGCUUUGUGAAGGCUUUAGCUUUUCCUAUGGCUGAAUUGACCUUUUCUUUCUGAAGUUGUCAGGCCUAUUUGCUCUUUCCUCAUUCACGCAUGCUCAUCAUCAACUUCCUUUCCGGAUGGUGUGGAUGGCCAGAUGAGAUCAGAGCACAUAUGUGACUUUCAGACUAGCAGCAGAUUUAUAUACUGAUUACUAAAAUUUCCAAGGUUUCAUUGUUGAAGAGCACAUAACUUGAGAUGCACUGAAGCUUCGUUGGCUCAAACCUUCGAACUGUGAUUCUCAUCAAUCUUGUGUGGCUUGCCCAUGGCAAUCUUUAUCUUGGGGCUCCUUGCUGUGGCCUCUGCCUACCGUGCCGCAGAAGAGCUUGACUCGCACAGCAUUUUGGAGCACAACUCGAGCCUUCCCUUGAAAGGAGCGAAAUGUUCUUGUUCUGACACCACCUGGGAAGAUCAGAAAACGGCACCUUGCUGUGCCAAAGGCUUGGUGUGUGAAUCGAAAAAAUGCAAGCCUCAACUUUUGCAACCAUGUUCAUGGAAACCCGGCAGCACCGAGUGUGCGGGGGGCAUCUAUCAGCGGGACACCAAAUGCGAGAAGGAUAGUGAGGGAAAGUACCGCUGCUGCAUCAAGGACUGGGGUGAAGUGUUGUCAUCUGAAUCUUCGGCAGCGAGGCGUGUGCCCGUGGGGCCCAAGAGUGGAAACUGGCAGACGUUGCCCUGGGGUGCAUCUGCUUACACAGAGGCUCAGCACAAACAAUGCUGUACUGGAAGGAUGGACACUCGGGGGGUAGGAUACACCACCAGACGUGUUGAGGUCUGCUGGAACCCUGGUGCCUAGAUGGCCUAGAGUCUAUAGCAAGGCUCCUCUCAAGUGACCGCAGUGAGUGUGCGACAGCUGAUC
Durusdinium trenchii is the source of this 974-nucleotide messenger RNA. NCBI's taxonomy places the organism in Eukaryota, Dinophyceae, Suessiales, Symbiodiniaceae. The record is from the annotation of a GenBank genome assembly.